UGUAUAGCAACAUGGGUGCAGAGUUCUAAUCUGCAGAACAAAGUAUGUACUGUUUGUGUACUUCUGUGCAGAUAUCUGCUGCUGUUCUGCAAGGUCUUUGCUGGUAAAGUUCUGGGAACUAAAAAAGCGCUCUGUCCACGAGAAAGUUCUUAGUAUUGUUGACGCUGCUGUUGCUCCUUUACUCCAUUCAGACUUGUGUAACAGUCUCCUGUUUUCUGCGGUCAAUGUUCUAGAGAACGCUCAGUUUGAGUCUCAGCUAUAAUAUGCUGCAGUAAAGGCAAGAUACGUCAUCUGAAGAAUUAGAACAAUGAAGAAUUACAUGACAUAUCUGAUUCUGAUGGGCCACCUCAUAGGAAACUGGGGUAUACUUGGAUGGCCCUUGGAUCAAACCUGUCCAUACCCGCCAAAAAUACCAAAUGCUCAUCUACUACAGCUGUAUUCAAACAUGAGAGAAUUUCCGGAAUUAGUAAAAGUGUACUAUGCCUGUAAUAAAGGCUACAGACACGCACAAGGAGACAAUGUUAUAGCCUGCAUUCAGUCUACAUGGCAGAAACCAAAUCUGGUCUGCAGAUUCUUUUUAGGAACUUGCCCAUACCCACCAGAAAUACCAAAUGCUCGGCUAUUGCCACUGUAUACGAAAAUGACAGAAUUUCCUGAACUUGUAAAAGUGUUCUAUGCAUGUAACAAAAACUGCAAACAUGAGCAGGGAGACAACUUUAUAGCCUGUAUUCGGUCUGCAUGGCAACUACCGACUAUGGUUUGUAAGUGUGUAACACCAGCAAUAAUUACACGCAAGUACGAAGUUACAGCCCUUCAAAGAUCUGCAGUACUGCUUCCGUGUUACUUCAGAGUCGACUCGGAGACACUGGACAUGAAUCAUCUCAUGGUGCAGUGGGAAUUCCAGGGAAAGAAUGUGACCAUGUUUAUGGACAAUGUUCUGUAUAGCAGUGGAAGCACCAAAGUUUCUGUGAAUGAACUGAAGAAGGGGAAUGCCUCACUAGUACUCACUUCCAUUUCACCUGCAAAUGAAGGAAAAUACAGCUGUAUUGUCAGAUACUUCUCAGACAUCAAACAGAAUGCAACGACCAUUUUAACAAUUGAUGAUGGUGCACUACUAAUGAUAACAGAAGGUCCCAGCAUUACAGACCAUGAGGAAUUAACAGUGCUCCUGCCAUGUUACUUCAGUACUGACUCUGAGACCCUGGACUUGAAUCUUCUCACAGUAUACUGGAAAUUCCAGGGAAAUGACGUGGCCAGAUUUGCUCAUAAUAUUCUCUUUAAUAGCAGAAGGGUUUGGCUUUCUGUGAAUGAGCUAAACAAAGGCAAUGCUUCACUGAUACUCACAAAUGUUUCACCAACAGAUGAAGGGGAUUAUGUGUGCGAAAUCAGCUAUAUGCCGCACAUUAAACUAAAUAUGACUGCCACUUUAAAUAUUGAUGAUGGCACACCAAACAUAAUCGCACGUGGCUCCCUAGUUACAGCCAAUCAGGGGUCAGUGGUACUGCUGCCGUGCUACUUCAAUAUGGAUUCAGAAACAAUGGAUUUGAAUCAUCUUGUGGUACAGUGGGAAUUCCAGGGAAGUCAUGUGGCCAGAUUUGAGGAUAACAUUCUGUAUAAUAGCACAAGGGCAUGGCUUUCUGUGGAUGAGCUGGAGAGAGGGAAUGCUUCCCUGGCACUUGGCAACAUUUUACCCAAGGAUGAAGGGGAUUAUGUUUGUGAUGUCAGUUACUUUUCAAACAUCAACCUAAAAGUGAUUGCCACUUUAAAUAUUGAAGAUGAUGCAGUGACAAUGACCACACCAGGUCUCAACCUACCAGACCAGCAAGAAUCAAUGGUGCUCCUGCCAUGUUACUUCAGUGCUGACUCUGAGACAGUUGACUUAAACCUUCUUACGGUACAGUGGGAAUACCAGGGAAAUCUUCUGGCCAGAUUUGUUAACAAAAUCCUGUUUAACAACAGUAGGGCAUGGCUUUCUGUGGAUGGACUGAAGAAAGGAAAUGCUUCAUUGAUUCUCAAGACUGUUUCAACAGCAGAUGAAGGGGAUUAUGUGUGCUAUAUCAGCUACUUGCCAGAUAUCAGACAAAAUAUGACUACAACUUUAAGUAUUGAUGAUGGUAAACCAAAAGUAAUUGCACAUAGAUCCCUAGUUACAGCCAGUCAGGGGUCAGUGGUACUGCUGCCGUGCUACUUCAAUAUGGAUUCAGAAACAAUGGAUUUGAAUCAUCUUGUGGUACAGUGGGAAUUCCAGGGAAGUCAUGUGGCCAGAUUUCAGGAGAACAUUCUGUAUAAUAGCACAAGGGCAUGGCUUUCUAUGGAUGAGUUGGAGAAAGGGAAUGCUUCCCUGGUACUUGGUAACAUUUCACCCGAAGAUGAAGGAGAUUAUGUUUGUCAUGCCAGUUACUUUUCAAUCCUCAACCUAAAAGUGAUUGCCACUUUAAAUAUUGAAGAUGAUGCAGUGACAAUGACCACACCAGGUCUCAACCUACCAGUCCAGCAAGAAUCAAUGGUGCUCCUGCCAUGUUACUUCACUGCUGACUCUGAGACACUUGACUUAAACCUUCUUACGGUACAGUGGGAAUUCCAGGGAAAUCAUUUGGCCAUAUUUGCUGACAACAUCCUGUUUAAUAGCAGUAGGGCUUGGCUUUCUCUGGAAGGGCUGAAGAAAGGAAAUGCUUCAUUGAUUCUCAAGACUGUUUCAACAGCAGAUGAAGGAGAUUAUAUGUGCUAUAUCAACUACUUGCCAGAUAUCCAACAAAAUAUGACUACCGCUUUAAAUAUUUAUGAUGGUACACCAAAAGUAGUCGCACGUGGCUUCCUAGUUACAGCCAAUCAGGGGUCAGUGGUACUGCUGCCGUGCUACUUCAAUAUCGAUUCAGAAACAAUGGAUUUGAAUCAUCUUGUGGUGCAGUGGGAAUUCCAGGGAAGUCAAGUGGCCAAAUUUCUGAAUAACAAUGUGUAUGAUAGUAGAAGAGCAAGGCUUUCUGCGACUGAGCUGGAGAAAGGGAAUGCCUCCCUGGUGAUUAACAACAUUUCACUCAGAGAUGAAGGGAAUUAUACUUGUGACAUCAGUUACUUUUCAGAUAUCAAACUGAAAGUGAUUGUCACGUUAAACAUUAAAGAUGAUGCAGUGAUAAUGACCACACUAGGUCCCAGCCUAACAGACAAGCAAGAAUCAAUGGUGCUCCUGCCAUGUUACUUCAGUGCUGACUCUGAGACACUUGACUUAAACCUUCUUACAGUACAGUGGGAAUUCCAGGGAAAUCGUCUGGCCAUAUUUGCUGACAAAAUCCUGUUUAACAGCAGUAGGGCAUGGCUUUCUAUGGAUGGACUGAAGAAAGGAAAUGCUUCACUCAUUCUCAAGACUGUUUCAGCAGCAGAUGAAGGGGAUUAUGUGUGCUAUAUCAGUUACUUGCCAGAUAUCAGACAAAAUAUGACUACCACUUUAAAUAUUGAUGAUGGUACACCAAAAGUAGUCGCACGUGGCUCCCUAGUUACAGCCAAUCAGGGGUCAGUGAUACUGCUGCCGUGCUACUUCAAUAUGGAUUCAGAAACAAUGGAUUUGAAUCAUCUUGUGGUGCAGUGGGAAUUCCAGGGAAGUCAAGUGGCCAAAUUUAUGAAUAACAAUGUGUAUGAUAGUAAAAGAGCAAGGCUUUCUGUGACUGAGCUGGAGAAAGGGAAUGCCUCCUUGGUGAUUAACAACAUUUCAUUCAGAAAUGAAGGGAAUUAUACUUGUAACGUCAGUUACUUUUCAGAUACCAAACUAAAAGUGAUUGUCACGUUAAACAUUGAAGAUGAUGCAGUGACAAUGACCACACUCAGUCCCAGCCUAACGGACAAGCAAGAAUCAAUAGUGCUCCUGCCAUGUUACUUCAGUACUGACUCUGAGACAGUUGACUUAAACCUUCUUACAGUACAGUGGGAAUUCCAGGGAAGCCAUCUGGCCAGGUUUGCUGACAAAAUCCUGUUUAACAGCAGUAGGGCAUGGCUUUCUGUGGAUGGACUGGAAAAAGGAAAUGCUUCACUCAUUCUCAACACAGUUUCAACAGCAGAUGAAGGCGAUUAUAUGUGCUAUAUCAGCUACUUGCCAGAUAUCAGACAAAAUAUGACUACAACUUUAAAUAUUUAUGAUGGUACACCAAACAUAAUCGCACGUGGCUCCCUAGUUACAGCCAAUCAGGGGUCAGUGGUACUGCUGCCGUGCUACUUCAAUAUGGAUUUAGAAACAAUGGAUUUGAACCAUCUUGUGGUGCAGUGGGAAUUCCAGGGAAGUCAAGUGGCCAAAUUUAUGGAUAACAAUGUGCAUAACAGUAGAACGGCAUGGCUUUCUGCGACUGAGCUGGAGAAAGGGAAUGCCUCCCUGGUGAUUAACAACAUUUCACUCAGAGAUGAAGGGAAUUAUACUUGUGACGUCAAUUACUUUUCAGAUAUCAGUCUAAAAGUGAUUGUCGCGUUAAACAUUGAAGAUGAUGCAGUGACAAUGACCACACUUGGUCCCAGCCUAACAGACCAGCAAGAAUCAAUGGUGCACCUGCCAUGUUACUUCAGGACUGAGUCUGAGACAGUUGACUUAAACCUUCUUACAGUACAGUGGGAAUUCCAGGGAAAUCGUUUGGCCAUAUUUGCUGACAAAAUCCUGUUUAAUAGCAGUAGGGCUUGGCUUUCUGUGGAUGAAUUGAAGAAAGGAAAUGCUUCAUUGAUUCUCAAGACUGUUUCAACAGCAGAUGAAGGGGAUUAUGAGUGCUAUAUCAGCUACUUGCCAGAUAUCAGACAAAAUAUGACCACAACUUUAAAUAUUGAUGAUGGCAUACCAGUAGUAAUCGUACCUGGGUUCCAAGUUACAGAGACUCGUGGGUCAAAUGUCCUGCUGCCAUGUCACUUCAUGGCAGACUCUAACAGCGUGGAUUUGAAUAAUCUUGUGGUGCAGUGGAAAUUCCAGGGGUAUCAUGUUGCCAGAUUUGAGGAUAACAUUCUGUAUAACAGCACAAAGGCAUGGCUUUCUGUGGAUGAGCUCGGAAAAGGGAAUGCUUCCCUGUUACUUAACAACAUUUCACCAGAAGAUGAAGGGGAUUAUACAUGUGAAAUCAAUUACUUUUCAGACUUCAUAUUAAAAGCGAUGGUCACUUUAAACACCGAAGAUGGUGCACUAACAAUGGCCACACUAACACCCAGCCUUAUAGACCAAAAAGGAUCAAUGCUGCUCCUGCCGUGUUACUUCAGUACUGACUCAGAGACCUUGGACUUGAACCUUCUUACAGUACAGUGGGUAUUCCAGGGAAACCAUGUGGCCAGAUUUGCUAAUAACGUUCUUAACAACAGCAAAAAGGCAUGGCUUUCUCCUGAUGAAUUGAAAAAAGGAAAUGUGUCUCUAGUAAUUGCAAAUGUUUUACCAGAAGAUGAAGGGGAAUAUACAUGUGACAUCGGCUACUUGCCAGAUAUCAGACUGAAUGCAACAGCCACUGUAAUCAUUGAUGAUGGCAUACCAAAAGUAAUGUUGCCUGAGUCCAACGUUACAGGCAAUGCAGGAUCAACUGUGCUUCUGCCGUGCUACUUCCUUAUGGAUUCGAAAACUGUGGAUCUGAAUCAUCUUGUGGUGCAGUGGGAAUUCCAGGGAAGUCAUGUGGCCAGAUUUGAGGAUAACAUUCUGUAUAACAGCACAAGGGCAUGGCUUUCUGUGGGUGAGCUGGAGAGAGGGAAUGCUUCCCUGGAACUUGGCAACAUUUCACCAGAAGAUGAAGGGGAUUAUGUCUGUGAUGUCAGUUACUUUUCAAACAUCAACCUAAAAGUGACUGCCACUUUAAAUAUUGAAGGCUGUGCCAUGUUACCACCUAUACUAAAUGGUGAAGCUGAAUACACAGAUGACACCAGACUUGGUUCUGUUGUUAACUUUUAUUGUCAUGAAGGUCACACCAUAGUUGGAAGAAAUUACACAACAUGUCUGCCUGAUGGAUGGGACCAUCAGAAUCCACAAUGUGUUCCUAUAACAUGUGAAAACCCCCCAUCAAUAACUGAUGGAGAGUAUGAACUGGAAGUACAUAGCCAAGAUAUUGAAGCUGGAACUAUAGCCACUUAUAACUGUAUUAAAGGUCAUCUUACUGGAGAAAAAUCUAUUGUUUGUAAUAGUUCAGGAAUUUGGAGUGGCCCACCACCAUCAUGCAAAGUUGAGUGUGACAAACCUCCACCACUAGAAAAUGCUAAUGCGGAUGUUAAUUCAAGAACUACAUUCCCCAUAGGAAGUAAAGUGAAUUACAAAUGUCGCCCUGGUUAUACUGGGCUUCCAUUUCAAAGUACUUGCACACAAAGUGUAAAAUGGACAAAACCUCGGAUUAUUUGCAGGCCAAAAAGUUGUGGUGUUCUCCCAGACCUAGAGAAUGGAAGAAUAGAAUAUGAAAAUGAUACCACAUUUGGCUCAGUUGCUCACUUUUUCUGCAAUGAAGGAUAUAAUAUCAUUGGAAGAAAUUACAGAACAUGUCUGGUUAAAGGAUGGGAUUACCAAAAUCCUGAGUGUGCCCCUGUUACAUGUGAUGAACCUCCAAAAAUAGAGCAUGGGACAUAUGAAGUGGGAACAUUUCAGAAAGAUAUCACAUUUGGAACUGUUGUUACCUACAAGUGUAAGCGAGGCAACCUUUGGGGGAAUAAAUACAUUUUUUGUACCAGCUUGGGAACGUGGAGUGAGAAACCACCUACCUGCCUGUAAAGUUUAAUACAAUUUGGAAUUUGACCAGUUCUUCAUAAUCAAUUCAGUAAGUCUUACUUUAUGAAGAAUCGGUAUUCUUGCUGACAGCCUUGAGACAACACUCAUCCAUACUCUACUGAAGAAUGCCUGAAGAUCUGCAGGAAUAGCAAACUUUGCAUAGAAUAUUACGUUUAACAAGAGUGCUUAUACAUAGUCUGAAACAUGAUAUCCAUACUAUUUGAUACAAAUGUUAUUUUACUAACACCAGCAGCAUAAAUGCUAUCAUAACUAUGUACUAUGUCUGUUCUACAGAAAACAAACUGCAAAUAAUUUUACUAACUACGAGAAAGUAGAAAAGCUUAAAAUGUAACCAUGCCUGGUAACAAACAAUAGUGUGGAGGUGAUGACGUGAAAUAUGCAUUCUAUUAAAAACUUUUUACCAUGA
Molecule: messenger RNA, 7118 nt
Organism: Protopterus annectens (West African lungfish)
Lineage: Eukaryota; Metazoa; Chordata; Ceratodontiformes; Protopteridae
Product: basement membrane-specific heparan sulfate proteoglycan core protein-like
Exons: 28
Coding region: 308-6694 (2128 amino acids)
Biological process (GO): T cell costimulation; negative regulation of T cell proliferation; immune response
Cellular component (GO): external side of plasma membrane
Source: RefSeq, a predicted model, not a curated record